Messenger RNA from Colletotrichum truncatum, 1194 nucleotides. The record is from RefSeq and is a predicted model, not a curated record. NCBI's taxonomy places the organism in Eukaryota, Fungi, Ascomycota, Sordariomycetes, Glomerellales, Glomerellaceae.
AUGAAGCUUACCUCACUGCUGCUGGGCUGCUCGUCGGCUCUGCUGGCUGCCGCCUGCGGAAAUCACGGCGACGACGGUAAGGAAUGGACGAAGGCUGAGCUGGACGAGUUGGAAGCCAAAUGGGGGUUUGAGGGCGUAGGUUUCACGGGAAUCGGCACUUUCGCCCAUCUCAAGCACGCCAAGUGCUUGACAACUCCGUCUGAGCUGUACGAUAUCGCUAUCAUCGGUGCGCCCUUCGACACCGCCGUGAGUUACAGACCAGGCGCCCGAUUCGGCCCCCGCGCAAUUCGCCAGGCUUCAAGCAGACAGACUUCGUUCCGCGGCUUCAACCCUCGUGCCAAUGUCAACCCAUACGCGAACUGGGCAACCAUCAUCGACUGCGGCGACAUCCCCGUCACGCCCAUGGACAACGUCAUCGCUCUCAAGCAGAUGUCGGAGGCAUUCAAGGAGCUGGGACAGAGGAAGCCCGUCUCUUCGUCGCUCAGCAGGCCUAAGCUCAUCACUCUCGGAGGAGACCACAGCCUGGCGCUGCCCGCGCUGAGGGCUUUGAAGGCCGCCUACGGGGCACCCCUACGUGUGUUGCAUUUCGAUGCUCACUUGGAUACUUGGCACCCAGAGAAGUACCCGUCUUACUGGACUUCCACUCAAUUCAACCACGGCUCGAUGUUCUGGAUGGCCGGAAGCGAGGGCCUUCUUUCCAACGCUUCCUCCGCACCUUCGGUCCACGCAGGUCUGCGCACCCGUCUCUCCGGCACUGAUUUCUCCGACCACGAUGACGACACGGCGCAGAACUGGGUCCGUAUUGCCGCCGACGACAUCGACGAGGUCGGCACUGCCGGCAUCAUCAAGACCAUCAUAGACACGCUGGGCACGGAAGAUCCCGUUUACCUGUCGAUCGAUAUCGAUGUUCUCGACCCCGCCUUCGCGCCCGGCACAGGUACCCCCGAGCCCGGUGGCUGGACGACCCGCGAGCUGAUCCGCAUUUUGAGAGGUAUCGAGGGGUUGAACCUUGUUGGCGCGGACGUUGUCGAGGUCUCGCCCGCGUAUCAGAAUGCCGGCGAGGAAACGGCGCUGGCGGCGGCACAGGUCGUGUACGAGGUUUUGAGCUCGAUGGUGAAGAAGGGUCUGGAAGGCAUGGGCAAGGAGGGAAAGGCUGCUGCCGCUGUUGAGGUCGAGGGCAAGGACGAGUUGUAG